Messenger RNA from Coffea arabica (coffee), 849 nucleotides. The record is from RefSeq and is a predicted model, not a curated record. NCBI's taxonomy places the organism in Eukaryota, Viridiplantae, Streptophyta, Magnoliopsida, Gentianales, Rubiaceae.
UCAAGUGUAAGGAGCAUGGUCUCCCUUUCAUCUACUCCAGUUUCUGAUAGUAAUGGCCACAAAGAAAUGAGGGAAAGAGGCAGGGAUGAUUCUUUGGUAACUAUUAGAGAUAGGAAGGUCCGAGUAUCUCAGAGUGCUUCUCUUUAUGCCCACUGCCGAUCGUGGCUGAGGAAUGGUUUUCCUGAAGAAAGUCAGCCAAUAAACAUGGAUGCAGCUAGGUCUCUUCCCCGACCUUUGCCAUUACCUGUCCAAGGUAAUGUUUCACCCGUGAAAAAGGACGAUCCUAAGGAAGAAGAGGAGGUAGAAGGAUCUGUGGACAAUUUAACUUCUGAGGAGCUGUUACAAACACAUAUCAAGCGUGCUAAGAGGGUGCGAUCACGAUUAAGAGAAGAAAGACUGCAACGAAUUGCGAGAUACAAAACCAGAUUGGCACUUCUCUUGCCUCUGAUGGUAGAGCAACAAAUGAGAAAUGAUUCAGCCUCUGGGAACUGAAGUGAGCUAUUUGGUCUGACAUCCUCCUAAUCAGAGUUGAGGUUUAGGCCAUUACUAAACAUUAAAAGGGAAUUUUGAUAUGGAGGUUUGUUGAAGCAUUAGAACGUCAAUAUGCUUCUUGAUAAUUUUCAUAUUGCUUUGCAGAGAUGAUAUACUAGACUUUCUACAGCCUUGGCCAUGAAACUGAGUGCUUUACUAGAACAUAGGCGGUAAAGGAUGGACAGCUGAUGAGUUACUUCUCUGCUGUUGUAAAAUUGAGGGUUUUUCGCUAAAAUAUCAGCUAAUUGGUGAUGUAACAUUGUAACAUUUACAUUCUUUUUCUCCUCAAAUAGUCAAAUGUGGUAUGGUGUCUCUCGG